Molecule: messenger RNA, 1653 nt
Organism: Gallus gallus (chicken)
Lineage: Eukaryota; Metazoa; Chordata; Aves; Galliformes; Phasianidae
Gene: ERICH6
Product: glutamate rich 6
Exons: 12
Coding region: 163-1647 (494 amino acids)
Source: RefSeq, a predicted model, not a curated record
GGCGUCGCAACGGCUGAGACCGAGCGGGAGCUGCUCGGACCGCCGCCGCGCGGAGGACGCGAGGAGCAGCGCGGGCCGAGCAGCCUUCCGCCCGGAGAGCUCUCUGCGCAUCCACCCCCUCGGAAGCAAGCGGGGGCCGAGCCGCACCUCCCUAGAACGGACAUGGAAGUGCCAGACGGUGCCGGUGCCAAUGCCACACAGAAACCACCGGGAAGGUCGCCGUCGCGGCAGCCAGAAGCGAGCUGGCUCCAGGACCGUGCCUGCAGAGAACCACCUCCACCAGGAGAGCCCAGUGGACUAGACAUCACGUGUGCCAUGGAGUUCCUAGAGGACUUUGUGGAGCUGCUGGCACAGCCGCUGCGCACACUGCCCUCCGUCGGCCCGCCAGCCGCGCUGGCCUACAGACCUGAGGUGCUGCGGGGCCGCCUGCGGGCCGAGGCAGAGGAGGACCAUGCUCCGAAGUGUGAGUACUGCAGAAGCCUGCUGAGGCCAUUCCCUUCCUUCGAGGACAUUCACCCUCCACCGCAGAAGUUCUGCUGCAAACGCAAUCAAGACCUCUACGAGUUCAUUGUAAAUGAGAGGAAGAAACAUGAAAGUGCUUGGAACAGCCCUAUUUCUGUAGACUCUCAUAAGCCACACGGCAGCGAAGCUGAAAGACACCUGGCAAAGGAGAAAGCAUACCAGAGACAGCAGGAGAGACAAAUGGCCAGGCAGUUAGCCUUCCUGGCAGCUGAGCCGACAACUGUAGCUGAGUGUCCAGCACACCUUGGCACCAUUUCCUACCUGCUUUCCCAGGAGCCACCAUCUCUGACGGGCUGGACGCUGAUGCCUGGCGAGAGAGCAGCAGAGCUUGAGGAAGAGCCCAUCUCCUACAGCAUCACCUGCUGCGACUUCACUGUUAUGGGCGGAAGGGUAGCAAAGAAUGAAUUGUUGGAGAAAUACUACAAACAUGGAGGGAAGUUUCUUACUAUGCUCCCAGAUGGAACAGCACAGUUAUUCUAUCCAUCUGGAAACCUGGCAGUCAUCGUUGUACGAGAGAAAAAGCGGUUUGUUUGCAUAGUGCAGGAAGACAAGGCAAGUAACACUGAGAUACAGGCGGUAUUUGCAUCCAACGGUAGGAGCGCCUGCUACCACCCGCACGGCACUGUGUGGAUAACGAUGAACACUGCAGGAGGGCAGUGCCUGGACCGGGCAGGCAACAGGGUGAGGAGGUGGACAUGGCCAAGUAGUGCAGCGUCAUCCGGACCCUACGCCCCACUGAGCCCUAUCUUCCUCUCCCUGAACCUGCAUGUGGGGGUCAGGAUCAUGGGCCAGGAUAAGAUCACAGUAUCCUUCCUUGCCAUGGGGCAACAAGCAAAAUUCAAUGUGGGAACAAAAGUGCAGGGCAGCCAGGCUGGGCAGCUACAUGCCCCCCUCCAGCUGAAUGAGGACGAGCUCCUGCUGCUAGCCUUGCGGGUGAGGAUCCUGCGGCUCAUCGAUAAGCUGCGUGGCUGCCUGAACUUCCCUUCCAAUGAGCAAUGGGACAAAAUGAAGCCACCAGCGUACCUUGUCACACAGACUUUAAAGAUCUUGUACCUUUGCACAACUUCUGACAUAAGCGAAGAGCUGUGCAGCUCAGUCAGGGCAAUAGUAAAUGCUCCAGUCUGAGCAGCA